This is a messenger RNA of Gambusia affinis (western mosquitofish), 1939 nucleotides long. Its product is annotated as AN1-type zinc finger protein 5-like. NCBI's taxonomy places the organism in Eukaryota, Metazoa, Chordata, Actinopteri, Cyprinodontiformes, Poeciliidae. Bases 302 to 973 code for a protein of 223 amino acids. The record is from RefSeq and is a predicted model, not a curated record. Gene Ontology annotation, molecular function: zinc ion binding; DNA binding. The transcript is spliced from 6 exons.
AACAGAUCCGUAAUUCCCAUCAUCAGAAAGCCAACACGUAAAACAAAACAGAUGCCAACACAGCGCUACAGACCGAGGGGCCGUCGAUAACAAAAUUAGCCACCAUCCCCAAGGCGAGGAACCUCCGAAACGACGGAAAGAAAGGAAAAAGACUCACCUAGACGGCCCUAGUUAGUUGGACAGCUAGUUAGCUUCAGGAUAAGUCAGGUUUUUUGGUCGUGAUCGCUAAACCGGCUAAAAAAAGCAGCGUUCCUCAGUCACUAAAGGAUCUGUCGGUCGGUCGGUGGCGGACAUUUUUGCCAUGGCCCAGGAGACCAAUCAGAGCCCCGUUCCCAUGCUGUGCGCCACUGGCUGUGGUUUCUAUGGCAACCCCAGGACCAACGGCAUGUGCUCCGUUUGCCACAAGGAGCACCUGUCGAGACAGAACAACGGCGGCGUCAGCUCUCUGAGCCCGAUCGGCAGCAGCUCUACAUCCGAGGAAUCCGCCAUUCAGAGUUUAGAGGACACUUUGAACAACGCUGCAGCUGCCGCUGCUGCAGAGGAGGCGGCUGAGGCGGCGGCGGCUGCCUCUGACAACACAGAUCCUCUCAGUGGGAGUUCAGCUGCCGCCUCGCUGACGCAGCAGAUGACUGAAAUGAGGCUUUCAUGUCAGGAGAAACCAGCAUCAGGGAACAAACUAGACGACACAGAAGCAGUUGUGAAUCAGCCCCCCAGUUCAGUUCCUCUCCCCUCCACUGCUGGCAGUGAAGAAGUCGGACCCUCCGAACCCACCAAGCCCAAAAAGAACCGCUGCUUUAUGUGUCGCAAAAAAAUCGGCCUGACUGGUUUCGGCUGCCGCUGUGGGAAUCUGUUCUGCGGGAUCCACCGCUACUCCGACAAACACGACUGUCCGUACGACUACAAAGCCGACGCCGCUGCCAAGAUCCGUAAGGAGAACCCCAUGGUGGUGGCCGAGAAGAUCCAGAGAAUAUGAACACGCCUCGCUGUUGGACUUUUAACAGAUUUCAGAACACGGACCUGAACUCAACUUCUCUUCCUUCUUUCUCCCUCCGGUUCCGACCCGGUUCACAGUUUCUGCUAACAUAAUUUUUCUUCUUCUUCUUCUUCUCGUGAUUUCUCUGCGGCGUUUGGAGCUUUAAUGCUAGCUGAGGAGGCGGGUUAAGGUGUGGCUUCCCUUUAAAAACGUCCUGCUGAUUGCUUCCCGCUCCGGUGUGUUUUUUAUGAAAUCUGCCCGGUAACAGCGCCAACUCGGACUAACGGGCUGAAAUCUGCCCGGUAACAGCGCCAACUCGGACUAACGGGCUGAAAUCUGCCCGGUAACGGCGCCAACUCGGACUAACGGGCUGAAAUCUGCCCGGUAACAGCGCCAACUCGGACUAACGGGCUGAAAUCUGCCCGGUAACAGCGCCAACUUGGACUAACUGGCAGUCUACGCUUGCUCUCUGCUGGCUUGAGUAGCAAAAAAGAUUCGUUCAACCCUCUGGAUUUCUGCCAAGACACAAACCCACAACUCGAAUUCCUUUUGGGAGACAUUUUUGCCAACUUUUGUGCUUCACUUCCUGUCGCGUUGGGCUCUAAUGGAGUCCUCAAACCGUCCAAGACUGAUUGUUGCCGUUACCUUAGCUUCCUGGACACUAGCGCGUGUGCAGUUUGUUCGACUCGUUUUGGAAGGGGUUCACCUUUCACCUGUUGUGUUCUUUUUUCUUUAAGGAGUGACAUCAAGAAGUGAUGAAUUAACUGAUUGGUGGUUGAAAGUUUUAUGGUUUCUAUUCAUUUUGUUUUGUCUUUCUUUUGGGUCUUGCUGCUUUUUUAACCCCUCUUAGUUCUAAAAGUUUGUACAUCGUAUUUAUAUUCUGCUGUGUGUGUGUGUGUGGGUGUGUGUGUUUAAUCUUUCAUUAUUGUAUUAUGUAAAUAAAUUAUGUUCUCAAAUACACAAAAA